AUGUGUUUAAAUAAAUAAAUAAAUUUGGUGAAACAAUUAAAACACUGUCUCAAAAACCAAUGCUUGAAGAUAACGAAAGAACCAAGAGAUGACUGAGUGAAACAUGUAAGAAUUAUAAACUAAGAAUGUGAGAGGUUUAAAAAUAUCAUUGUACUACAUAUUCCAUGAAAGGGUACAAAGAACGUUAUUACAAAACCCGAAAACACCAUCAACCGAAAGUGUAUUCUAAAAGAUUCAAGCUGCAAACAAUCAAAGUAACGACAAAUCUUAACAAAGGCAAAAAGUUAUUUUAUCAUGAUUUAUUUAAACAUUUUUUUAAAAAAAAAAUAGUUCUCUUAUUGUUAUCAUACACUCUCUUAUGAUUUACAUGUACUUUAAAUGAAACAAGUACAUUUAUUUUUUUAGAAAACAAAAGAGAGAAAAAGAGGGAGAAAAAAAAGAGAAGAAAAUAUCUAAAUAACUCAUUACUUAACUAUGCACUCAAAUUAUUUAGUAUAAUUUCUUCAAUAAUAACGUAAUAUCAUGCACUUAUUUAUAUUUUCUCUUUGAAAAGAAAAACUAUAUAAAACGUUGAUUGAGCUAUCAAUGAAUUAAAAAGAAAAUCUCCAAUUACGUAACACUAGAAAUUUUAAAAAAUAAACAAAACAAAAACAAAACAAAAACAAUGAAAAGUGUUAUUUCAUUAUAUUUAUUAGUAAUGUUAUCAUAUACAAUAGGCGGUGAUUCAAUCACUCCAUAUUCAAAUGAUAAUUAUAUUCCAUAUAAUGAUAAUAAAAAUUAUCAAAAUAAUUAUAAUGAUUAUAAUUAUAAUAGUGGAGAUAAAAAUUAUGGUAAUGAUAAUCAUGGUAAUGUACAUACACAUGGGAAAUUUAUAGCAUAUGGUAAUGCAGAUAAAGGUUUAAAAUAUCAUCAAAUUACAUAUUUUCAUAAAGGUAGUAAAUAUCAAAAGAAAUUUGUUAAUUAUGAUACAAAAGGUAAAGUACAUUCAUAUGGUAAACAAAAUGUAAAAGCUAAAUUUAAUAUUGAAAGUAAUAUACAUUCUAAAGGAAAAUAUAAUGGUGGUAAAUUUGAUCAACUUGUUGGUUCUGGAAGUGGACAAUAUGGUGAAGGACAAAUACCAAUUGAAUAUGCUGCAGCUGGUAAUGGUCCAACUUAUAAUGCUCCAUCAACUUAUGAGGAUAAUAGUAAUAAUAAUAAUUAUAAUGAUCAAAAUAGUGGAGGAUCAUCAGAUGAUAAUACAUAUUCUAGUGGAACAUACAAUGAUAAUUAUCAACAGUCAUAUUAAUAAUAAAUAUACAAUUUUUUUUAUUAAUAAGUAAUAAAUUAUUACUAGUUUGUAAAAAGGAACACAUAAUAAUUAAAAUAAAUUUCUUGUUGAAAGAAC
Molecule: messenger RNA, 1384 nt
Organism: Schistosoma spindalis
Lineage: Eukaryota; Metazoa; Platyhelminthes; Trematoda; Strigeidida; Schistosomatidae
Source: the annotation of a GenBank genome assembly